UUACAACACAGUAUCACCGAGGAAACGUCCAUCAAGCGAGUCCCCGCCCACUUUACAUAUAAAUAUGGGAUUUACCUUUAUCUUGCGUAGUAUAUUUGAUUGACAAAAGUGAAACCUGUCUCAAUGCUACCCGGAACUGUAAAUAUGGUCAAAUUGGUCAGAAAAUGAAGUGGUUACUGUCCGUUACGUUCGUCAGCUGUUUGAGAGUCGGGGUGGGGAGCCAGCUUCAGGCCUGUGGCUCUGCCCUCACCGAUAUCCUAUCCUUGGUCUGUAGGAACCAGUUCCACGCUCCAGCUAAGAGGAUCAGUGAUCCAAUGAUUAAUGAUAUCGAGGAACUGGCCAGAUAUAAAAGAAGUCGGCAGUUUGCAGUGGCUCAGAAAAGAGGGGGCGUGGUCGAAGAAUGCUGUUUUUCAAGUUGUUCCUAUGAGAAUCUCCUUCUUUAUUGCUCACAGAGCGUUGAUCCACUAGACGUGUUUACCGCUGCGCGAGUUGGAUCGUCAUCAACAACAACUCAACGACCCAUAACGACAACAUCCACCCCCACCACAACAACCCCGAUAUCAGUGCUUACAGUGACAGAGAAUAAACCGGAGGACCAGGCGGAACUGGACGAGAAAGCUGCCGCUGCGGCUGCGUGGGCGUUGUCUAGGAGAUGGUUCUACGUGAACAGAUUGGGGAGAUUUCGGGGACAGGUCGGGAGGCGCAUAAUCAAUAUGUGAUCAGGGAAAGCCAUCAGCGAUUGGAUUACUUGUUAAUGCCAGGAAUUAGUGAUAAUGCUAUGGACAUCUGCUUGUAUUGCAGACACGGCUAAUGACCUUGUCUAAAGAAAAAAAUUGCAGCGAAUUGAUUCUUACCUAUAUGUUUCUUCUGAUGCCAUUUGUUGCAUAUUUCUAUAUCAUUGUUGCGCAACAUAUAGAUUUUUUCCCUUCGUUCCAAACUUGCUGGCAAUUUUCGAUAUACAUAAGGCAUAUAGAUGUUAAUUAUAAGUUUAGGGUAGUCUUUGAUCGAUUCAUUAAAGAGUACUUGCAUUUUGUCUUUCAUGCCAAGAGUUAUCUGUUGGGGAUAAUGGAUGCAGUGAAGUGCCAAUAUGAUCCCUGCAAGUAUUUCUACAUCCUGAAUUUAAAAAAAUAAAUAAAUAAUUGAUUACUCUACAAAUUUUGGGAAAUUUUAUAACCUGAGUUUAAAAAUUCAAUUUCAUUUUCAAUUUGAGUCGUAACAAACAUUUUUUUACCACAUGACAAAUAAUUUUUCACUCGCUAACAAGAAAAAUACAUAAUUUAAUUGAUUGAAUUGAGUUUUUUCAGAAAAACUAUCUAUUUUGGUGCAAUUUAACUAUAAAGAGUACACAGUGGGUUGAAUUACUGAAACAGUGCUGUGGAAAAUUUCUCUCCAUUAGAAUAUCCAUUUAAAGUUUUUGAUGACAUGUUUCUUUAUUUUUUUUUUAAAUAUACUUACAUGAUUUGGUUGAAAAAAAAUCUAUAGAAUAGGUCUACGGAUAUGCUAAAGAUGUGUUUUUGUUGAUUUCGUUGUAUUUAUCUUUGCUAACGUACGUCAGCUUGUGUUUUGUGUCUCGCUCGAUCAUAAACAUGACGUCACAUUCAGUUUAUUUUCUUCAUCUUAAUAUAUUUACCUGAUAAUUGUGACAUUCAUAUGAAAUGUAUAAUUUUCAUACGUAAACAUAUUUAUUGAUAUUUCCAUGCUUACAUAAAGUUUCAAAAUAAAACGUUAAACGAC
Molecule: messenger RNA, 1734 nt
Organism: Magallana angulata
Lineage: Eukaryota; Metazoa; Mollusca; Bivalvia; Ostreida; Ostreidae
Product: insulin-like peptide
Exons: 4
Coding region: 165-719 (184 amino acids)
Cellular component (GO): extracellular region
Molecular function (GO): hormone activity
Source: RefSeq, a predicted model, not a curated record